This is a messenger RNA of Colletotrichum higginsianum IMI 349063, 1020 nucleotides long. RefSeq names its product Aromatic aminotransferase. Bases 1 to 1020 code for a protein of 339 amino acids. The transcript has a single exon. The record is from RefSeq and is a predicted model, not a curated record. Lineage: Eukaryota; Fungi; Ascomycota; Sordariomycetes; Glomerellales; Glomerellaceae.
AUGUUCCAAGGCCGACUGGAGCUUGCCCAAUAUGUCAAGUGUUUUCACAUUGGGGAGGAAGUGUUCUACGUCGAAGACUUUUCCGCUGAGGAAACCCAACUCUGCCGGGAUUUUGGAGUCCAGCUUGGCCUGCCCAUCACACAAACAGAGCCCGACUCGACUACCCUAUUCUCGAGUCUCAUCCUGAGCAGGUGCACCGGCGUCGAAGAGCUCUGCAUGCUCUCCCCUUACGGCGAUCGCGAUGAUGUGCUCUUCCCUGACGUCGAUACACUCCCGAACGUGAAGAGUGUGCUUAUCUCGCAUCACGACACGGAGUUCGGCUUCAAUUUGCAGGAUCUGAAUAACGUCUUCUCCGCAACGCCGAACGUGACGUCUCUGAGCGUUUUCGCCAUGGACGGCGCCGGGCUCACUCUGAACCUGGCGAACCUCCGACGGCUCAGGGUCAUGCAGAGCAGGUUGGACGCAGAAGAUUUUGCGUUGUUGAUGGGGCAGUGUCCCAGACUGGAAUGGAUGAGCUACCAACUUGGUGACGUGAUGGUCUCGUACGAGGAGCCGGCCUCGCCUCGUGAAAUGCAGGACGCAAUCGUCAGCCACACGCCUCGGCUAAGAUACCUCGAACUUAGCAUGCUGGACAGAACCGAAUAUCUCCAACACGACGAUUACGAUGAGACUCAAAUGCUCCAGACCUUGAAGGAACUGGGGCAGCUGGAAGUGCUCAAGCUUGACUUGGAGUAUCUCAUCGACCCGCUGGGCGGCACUCUACGACCCACUGCGCUGGUAGAAUUGUUCCCGAUUUCGAUUCGCGACGUUGAGAUCACGACCAUAGAACGGAAGAAUCGGGAAGGGCUUUUGGAGGCGCUGGGAGAGGUGGCGAGAAGCUGCAAAACUGAUUUCCCACGACUGGAAUCAGUCAAAUGCGGCGCGAGUACGCUGGAUGAGAACCAGAAACAGAAGGCAAUGGGUUACUUUGCGCGAUCCAGGGUCAGGUUCUCAAUGUUACCUCCCGGACCAUGGGAUUGA